This is a messenger RNA of Cyprinodon variegatus (sheepshead minnow), 3511 nucleotides long. It is a transcript of the gene gen1, whose product is annotated as GEN1, Holliday junction 5' flap endonuclease. The transcript is spliced from 13 exons. The record is from RefSeq and is a predicted model, not a curated record. The coding region runs from base 289 to 2922 and encodes 877 amino acids. Gene Ontology annotation, molecular function: four-way junction DNA binding; 5'-flap endonuclease activity. NCBI's taxonomy places the organism in Eukaryota, Metazoa, Chordata, Actinopteri, Cyprinodontiformes, Cyprinodontidae.
AAGUAGGCUUUGGUGUAUUUUGUGAUAGUCUUCCCUACUUUCCUACUUUGGUCGAUCUAAAAUAACGAACGUAAAUCAAAAACGGACUGUUGAUGAACUUUUUUGUUAGUUUAGAUAUUACAAAUAAUUUACAUAAUCCCCGUUAAAGAAGAAAGGAAGCGAUAUGUGACGCAGACCAACGGCGCCAGGAUUUGAAAACUUUUGUCUUGUUCCGCCUCUGUGUUUUUUUCCCCGUGUGUUUAAUUCCGUUCAUUUUCUGAAAUUGAAUUUUGUUUGAUUUAUCAAAUCAUGGGUGUUCACGAUCUGUGGUCCAUCGUUGAGCCAGUUCGUGAGUCGGUGCCUUUGUACAGUCUUAGCGGAAAGACUCUGGCAGUGGACCUGAGUUUAUGGGUCUGUGAAGCUCAGCAUGUCCAGGCCAUGAUGGGCAGAGUUACUAAGCCCCAUCUGAGGAAUUUAUUUUUCAGAGUAUCUUCGCUCACACUGAUGGGGGUGAAGCUCGUUUUUGUCAUGGAAGGCCAAGCUCCUAAACUUAAAUCAGAAACCAUGAGUAAAAGGACAGAAAUGAGAUUUGGAGCUUCCAGAAAAGGACAGGUCUCAAAGUCAGCCCCAAGUACCAGCAGAGGGCGCUUUAACGCUGUACUCCGAGAGUGUGCUGAGAUGCUGGACUACCUGGGUGUGCCCUGGGUGACGGCUGCCGGGGAAGCAGAGGCCAUGUGUGCUUACCUGGACUCAGCGGGGCUGGUUGAUGGCUGCAUCACAAACGAUGGAGAUGCUUUCCUGUAUGGGGCUCGGACAGUUUACAGGAACUUCAAUAUGAACAGUAAAGACCCUCAGGUAGAUUGUUACCAAGCAUCUCGAGUGCAAACUGAGCUGAACCUGUCGAGAGAGAAUCUUGUUGGAUUGGCCGUUCUAUUGGGAUGUGAUUACAUCCCUAAGGGUAUACCCGGUGUUGGCAGAGAGCAGGCCAUGAGGCUUAUACAGACUCUUGGAGGACAGUCACUUCUGCAGAGGUUCAAACAGUGGAAGCAAGAGAGUACAGACAUUCCUGAUGUAGUUGUAAAGAAGGUUUCUCACUGCAACAUAUGUCGACAUCCUGGCUCAGCCAAGGCACACGAGCGUGGCGGCUGUGUGCUCUGCGACAGCCAACGCUUCUGCCAGCCUCAGGACUUCGAUUAUGUGUGUCCGUGCGACUGGCACUGUUACGAACAGAGCCGCCAGUCCUCGUCUCUGGAAGCAAACAUCAGGAAGAAAACAAUGGCUUGUCAGCAGUUCCCGUUCAUAGAGAUUAUAGACGAGUUUCUGGUUUCCAAGGAUAAACCUGUGGCACAUUUUAAGAGGAGACAGCCAAAUAUGCUGCUGAUGCAGAAAUUUGCUUAUGAGAAGAUGGAGUGGCCAAAACACUACACCAGUGAGAAAGUUUUAAUCCUGAUGACCUACACUGAGCUGAUGAACAGGAAACUCAGAAACAAUGUGCCUUCUCAACUCAAGCCUCUCCGAAUACUGAAACCACGGGUGAGGAACGCAGUCGCUUGCUUUGAAGUUGUCUGGAGCACUCCAGAGCAUUAUGUGUUUCCAGAGGACCGACCAACUGAGGAACAACAUGAGGUGAGAACGGUGGAGGAAGAGUCUCUUUUCCGCACGGCUUUCCCAGAGGUUGUUGAAAACUACCUGAGAAGCAAAGCCCUGAUUGAAGAGAACAAAACUAAACAGAAGAAAGCCAGAAGGAAAAAGGAGAAACCUUCUGAUAUUUCUGAUGGCGUCUCGGAUCUCUUGGCUCAGAUGACGCUCCAGACGUUCUCAGCGGACAGAUCCACCGAGCCUCAAACUCCGCCCCCUUCCAGCUCACGCUCUGAAGGGACAGAAGUUAUCCUUUUGGACACUCCAGUGAAUCGUAAGCAGUGCAAAGAAGCAGGCGACAAACAUGUUCGAAAACCCCUACCUGAUCUUGAACCAGAGACCACCGCAUCACCUUCUGUCUCUGCUGUUAUUGACGCUUUACAUCUGAGUGAUAUCGACUGGGAGGCUUUAUCUUUCACCUCUUCGCCUUCCUCACAGGCGAGCCAGCCUGCAGAGCCUGAGCAAACUAAGAACACAGACAGAGAUGAAACACAAGCUGGACUCAAAAAGCCAGAGCUGUGCUACACUGAGUGUCCUCUGAGAGACCGAAUUCUCAUGAGGAAUGCAGACAAGAAACAUCACAACUAUGAGCUGCUUAUUUCAAACAGAGGAUGUUCCAGUGACGGCAGCAAUGGCUGCACAGGUAAUAAAAAGGAACCGCUCACAUGCAAAACACAUUGUGGCUUAGAAGAAAGCAUUCAAAGGUCAGAAGAGCACAAAAAAACAUUGCGUGAGGAUCAGAUUAAGACACUGGAGAAAUCUAAUAGACAAGAAAAGCCUUGUCAGAAAUAUAAGUUUGUCAAAUCUGCUUCGUUGUCAUCCUCUGCUCUGCCGCAGAGAUUCCAUUCUAACCCAGGACAAAAGGACAAACAGAGCAGCGGCGUAUCACAUUCCUCGAAGAAGAGCGUGUGCAUGGGAAGGGGCUCAUCCAGUGAGGACAGUGAUGUUGAAAACCAGCAGUCUGGAUCUCAACGUCAAGCAAAAACAAAACUGACAAGCAAAACCAAGAAAAAUUUCUUGUCAGACUUUCCUCUGAAACCGGCCUCUGGUCGGUUUACAGAUGCUAAUGCUAAGAAUUCUCAAAAGCUUCAGAUAAUUGGAACAAAACCACAGAGCCAAUGGGGAAAGGCUGAACAAAAAACAGAUUUAUCAGCUACAAAUAGCUGUCAGGACAUUCAAACAGCUAAAGUAAGAGAUGAUAGGAUUCUGCAGAAUCCAGCUUCACCUAUCAUCAACGAUUCAGUGAAUAAUAGUGAUAGUCCUCUGCCACUAGCCGAGAGAAUACGACUAAAACUUCUAAAGUGAGCGUCAUUCAUCAUCCUCUGUUUGAAACUCUUUGUCUUUAAUUCUAAUACCAUUUUCUUUAAAACUGUUUUUUUUAGAAAAGCAAAAUGCUAUAGAUCUGAUUUCUUUUAGAUUAUUGUGACCCAGUUCAAUUUUUAAUGUAUCUGUGGUGUCUGAAAGCAAACUUAAAAGGUUCCUUUAUCAUCUGGAUUUUGAUUUGGGUAUUUUUCCCAUUGUCCAAACUUUCCACUCUUCUUUUACCACACCUCAUUUCAAGGAAUAUGAAAUUAAGCCAAGUCUAAACUAUUUUUGUUUUAUGUGUGAAUAAGGGUCCUUAUUGAGUCUGGGAAAAUCUAAGAUUUGACAAUCCAGGACAGAAAAGGAACUGUGGAAAUAAUUUGGAUUUUUCCCUCCUUUAUUCCCUGUCCUACCAAGGCUGUCCAUCCAUCUGUGUAUUAUACGCAUUAUCUGGUCAUCCAUCCAUGUAUUUUAUCAACUUUUCUUCACACUUUCCUUGCUUUUUGUUUUAUUCUUUCCUUAAAAAUUGGAACAUGAACUGUGGAAACUUGUCUGUGGGAAAAAUAAAAGGUGGGAAAAAUUAAAUCUCUUA